Molecule: messenger RNA, 1824 nt
Organism: Ambispora gerdemannii
Lineage: Eukaryota; Fungi; Glomeromycota; Glomeromycetes; Archaeosporales; Ambisporaceae
Source: the annotation of a GenBank genome assembly
AUGGAUGCUCAAUUUAAAGUAAAUCCUAUCGCUACCGAAAAAUUAGCGCAUGACACAUUUAUCGAGUCUCCGACAACCAAUAAAACAAAAUUUCAGAACCCUUCAAACACCUUCAACGGAAAACUCAACAAUCACAUCAACGGUAAUUGCAUCGAAAAUAACGCCCACUACAAUGAUUUAUGCGUCACUCCGGAACAUAAAACCUCUUUGCCUACACUUUUCCCCUCGUUUACGUAUAUCAUGUAUGUUGAACGUGCCAUCAGUAAUUUACUGUUGACGGUGAUAUUCGACUGGACGAUGCCGUUCUUUCAUCCGUUUAACUUUUUGCUGAUUGUUACGAUAUUUCCGUCUAUCAUUUUCGGAUUGGUGGUGGUAGAAGCGGCCUUGCAUAUUUCCUUUUGGAUGGGAUUGGGAAAUAUAUUGGCGGAAAUGUCGAAAAGAUGGGGCAAGAAUUUAACUCCUGUCAAUUGGUGGGAUCCAAGAAUAUUUUCGGAAGAAGUAAAUAAUAUUGUAAAAGAUGGAAUAAUAGGACUCGAUAAACCAUUAGCCCCGAGUGUAACAUUUGAAGAGACAACUUCCAAAGAUACAACCAAUACUAGACAAACACGUAUAUUCGAUAUCGACAUUGCCGAAACUCUUUUACUCAUGUCAGCUAUUGUCUACGAAAGAGACGACAUGAAAGUUCGUGAAGCUCACAAAACAAUUCAAAAAUUAACAGAAGAUCGGGAAGGAUUAACACAUGAUACUUACAAAAAUAUUCACGCUAAUUUGCAUGAGAGCGAAAAAAGAAUUCGUGAACAAGCAGAGAUUUGGAACCUCGAAUUUACGUCAUUGUCAGAAUUGAAUUCUCUUGGUGGACCUUUCGCCGGGAUGUUUUGGUCUGAAGAGAACAAUUUUAUUGUUGUGGUGUUCAAAGGAACUACGCCGACUAAUUUUGAGGACUUUUUGGUCGAUGCGAUGAUUCAACGUGUUGAUGCUAGAUCGUAUGUUUUCGGCGAAGUCCACGAAGGUUUCUACACUUCACUUUUCCCAGCCGGUCACUCAACUUCACGUGGACAAAAUUCAAGUCCAUAUAUAACUAUUAUCAAAGCGAUUCGUGAAACGGCUUCCAAAAUUCGUGAAAAAAAUGCACAACUCUCACCACCAAUUGAUGCGCCCGUGAAUCUUUGGGUCACUGGCCAUUCAUUGGGAGCAGCACUUAGCACAUUAUUCUACGCUCGUUUGUUGAAUUCACCUGCCGAUCUUGGUCCCAAUUGCAUACUUAGAGAUGGGUAUAUGUAUGGAACACCAGCUAUUGGUGAUGCAGAUUUCGCAGCAGAAUUCUCUGCCCUCAGUAACACACCAUUCGAUCGACAAAACACAUUAUGGCGUAUUAUUGAUGAUACUGAUAUCAUUACGAAACUUCCACCCGGAUUUGAUGACCUAACAUUUCGUCGCUUCAUCAAUAAAUUAAGUGUUUUGAACUAUGCGCAUGUUGGCGAGGGGAUUAGGUUUUUCCAAGAUGGCAGACCACCCGUGAGCACUUGCAAUUUGUUUGAAAACUCCCGAACUGCGGUAUUUGUUCAGCGUAAGCCUGAAGGAUACCUUUCGAAGUUGUUUAGAUUGAAUAGAACAAAUCAUGCCGACGACGAUGCCACUCGUGAAUAUCAUCGACGAAGACGUGCAAAUGGUGAAAAGUGGUACAGCAAAAAAGAUGUAUUCAGUCAAAAACCAAAGUACGAGCAUGAAAUUGGCAGUCCGUUGAUUUGGAUAGAGAAUAUCUUGCCGACAUUCUUUAGCAAUCAUUUGCCUAUUCGAUAUUUUGAGGCAAUGCAACGGGCGCGU